Messenger RNA from Cryptococcus amylolentus CBS 6039, 2265 nucleotides. RefSeq lists its product as hypothetical. NCBI's taxonomy places the organism in Eukaryota, Fungi, Basidiomycota, Tremellomycetes, Tremellales, Cryptococcaceae. The transcript is spliced from 6 exons. The record is from RefSeq and is a predicted model, not a curated record. The coding region runs from base 1 to 1566 and encodes 521 amino acids.
AUGCCACGCCGGGUGUCCUACCAGCAGCACAGGGCCACUCUCGACUCUUUCAGGGAUCCCUCGCGGAACAGAUUCAGGCAUGGAAGCGUGGCCGAGAGCGAGACAGACUUGGAGUCGAUAUUCUCGAGUACCACAUACCAGUCUCACGGCUCAUCGCCUUACCCUCGACAGCUUUCGUUACAUCCACCAUUCGAAGCGACAAGCCGAUCCAAUUUCGACAAUCUCGCACGAGAGUCAUCCCCGUUCUCUUCGGGACGAGCGUACUCUUCCUCUCCCGGUCCAACAUAUCGCAACCCUAGACGAGCCUCUAAUCUGGGACCACGACCAACUGUCGAAUCCGAUAGCAAUCCUGGUGUGUCGGCGCUGGGCCUCGAGAUCACGCCGGAAGAUGUUCCGACAGAGUCUCAUCUCCCAGUGGCUGCUGAGCAGAGUAACCACAAACGUGAUAGAAGACGGGCAGUCGCAGCAGAACGGUCAACUCUCACUGGAGGAAAUUUCGAAUCGCCAUUACGACUCUGGAUACGAUGGAUGACUUGGCGGGGCUGGGCAGGAUGGACGUUGUGUGUGGGCCAGGUGGGCGCAGUGGUAAUCAAUUUGAUAUCGGGGCAACUGUCCGGGAGGUUUGCCCAAUUCAAGCCUGGAGAUUGGGUUAUGGAGGCUUUACGCGCGCUUGGUUGGUGCGCGGCAGUAUGGUCAUGGGCAACAGAUGAAGGUCAGCGCGGCGGCCGGAGUCUGCGUAGUCAAAUCACCAGUAUACUGACUAUAAUCCUGUCUCCUCUGAUAUUAUCCGGCGACCAUCUCCUCGCCCUGAGCUCGACAGUCGCUUCCUUGAGACUUCUUUCAUCCGGCCACGAUCUCUCCGCUGCCGCUAUCACUCUAUCAACCUGCAUUUUAUCCGUAAAGACCUGGCAGUACGCUUUAUCAGUAUGGGGAUAUCUCGUUGGAAAGUCCAUCUGGAUGGGAAGUCGUCAACAGAUGCGGUUAUCCAUCAACACCUUGCUUGUCGUCAGCCCGCUCUUGGCAGCGUGUACAUGUUAUGUCAGAAAGCGCAUCAGCUACUCCAUCGACAUUCUCCUGGGUGGGCUGCUCAAUGUGUCCGAACCGCUAUCGUCUGAGUUCUUGAUACCUCUCUUGGAAGUCUUGCCUCUCAAAGAGUGUAUCGCCUAUUCCGAUGGGCAAUACACAUGGCACACUGUUCUGAGAACGAUACAGGCGUAUAUCAGCCAGCACAAGGUGAGUGGGGACGCCUACUCUAGUACACGUCCUGACUUGUUCACAGCUGCUCCUCACAGGAAACCUCAUCGGCGCCCUAGCCCCUCUAGCCGUCCUCCUCUAUUCAUCCUACUCCUUCCAGCCACCCCGCCAAUCGAGCGCUCACAAAUCAUCACCCAGGCGGCCACCAAUGUACAACCUCGUGCUUCAAACAAUGUCUAUAAUAUCCAGCUCUUCAUCUGUAUUCCUAGGUUCCCGGCGAGAUGUGGUGUUGCCAGUCUUUCCCUUGCUACUUAUGAUGUCUCUCAGAGGAGGAUCGGCGAGAGGGUCAGAAGGGCUCGGUGUAGGGGAUGACGUAUGGCUUGCUGGAUCAUGGGCUGUUUGUGUCGGGGCCGUCACUGCUGCCGAAGACUUGAGAAGCUUGCUGGUCAGCCUCGCUGCGGCUGUUUUGUGGUCAACACUGAUCGGCGCGCCGAGACAUCUCCUACUAGCUACAUCUCUGGCAGGUUUCGUGCGAUACGGCUCAAUGAUGGUACCAUCGAUUGCUUUAGCGUCCAACGUGGUCUUCACACUGGCUGGCGUCGCUGGGUGGGCGUGGGGCAUGGAGAAGAUGAUCGAAUCUGCUUGGGCGCUUGGUGGAUUAAGCGGGAGACGUUCGACGACGAAAGGAAAGGACACGAGACCGAAAUGAUGGACGUUUGUUGAAACGGUUGUAUAAGUAUUCCCAUCUGUUGUGGUAUGUGGGAGUUUGAGCUCCCAAUUCUCUUGUAACAUUGUUAUAGAAGUCUGUUGUUAACACAUGACAUAUUCUACUUUUAUGUCUAGGGUGCCCGUGGCUACAAAAUGAAUACGGGAACAAUGAUUAACGCAACCUGCCCGAAAAGGCUACAAUUCGGAAGUAGUGAACCAUAUGCAGCAACCGAGGCGCAGAAUCAUGACGCUGACGGGGCCGGAGUCCGCAGCCAGGCCACAUGAUUGGUUUGAUGUAACCGGCUUACCCUGACCGUCAGCAUGGAAACGGGGAGGCUGUGAAUCACGUCUCAGAAACGUUCA